Molecule: messenger RNA, 2229 nt
Organism: Prunus armeniaca (apricot)
Lineage: Eukaryota; Viridiplantae; Streptophyta; Magnoliopsida; Rosales; Rosaceae
Source: the annotation of a GenBank genome assembly
AUGGACAGAGAGAAGGAGAGAGAGAUAGAGCUGGAGAGUGCAAUGUACACUAACUGUUUGCUAUUAGGGUUGGAUCCGGCCAUUAUCGGACUCGGAGGCUCCAAUGCCACUCCUCGGGUCGGAUUCUUCCGCCACUCUAACCCUAAAUUGGGCGAACAGCUGCUCUACUUCAUUCUCUCUUCUCUCAGAGGCCCAAUUCAAUCCGCCAAGGAUUUCGAUAAGGUCUGGCCAAUUUUCGAUUCUGCCCAAUCGCGGGAUUUUCGUAAGGUUGUGCAAGGGAUCAUUAGUGAGCUCGAAUCGCAAGGGGCGCUUCCUAGGAGCAAUUCGAGGGUUUCAUCACUUGCUACAUGUUGCGGACCCAGGUUUGUAGAACUUCUGUGGCAACUUUCUUUGCAUGCUUUGCGAGAGGUUCAUAGGCGAACAUUUUCAGCUGAUGUAGCUUCUAACCCACUUCCGGCAUCAUUGACUGAUGUAGCCUUUUCACAUGCAGCUACUUUACUUCCUGUUACUAAGGCUAGAAUAGCACUUGAACGAAGAAGGUUUAUUAAGAAUGCGGAAACAGCAGUACAGAGACAGGCCAUGUGGUCUAAUUUGGCCCAUGAGAUGACUGCGGAGUUUCGUGGUCUUUGUGCUGAAGAGGCUUAUUUACAGCAAGAGCUGGAAAAGUUACAUGACCUUAGGAACAAAGUGAAGUUGGAAGGGGAACACUGGGAUGACCUUGUUUCUAGUUCGAGUCAGAAUUCCCAUUUAGUAUCCAAGGCUACUCGUUUGUGGGAGUCUAUAUUAGCCCGUAAAAGUCAACAUGAAGUUCUUGCUUCAGGCCCUAUUGAGGAUUUAAUAGCUCACAGGGAGCAUAGGUACCGCAUCUCUGGAUCUUCUUUGCUUGCAGCUAUGGAUCAGAGUUCUCAGGUUCCUUAUGGAGAUGUCUUAUCUGUCCAAUCUGGUGAUUUUAAUCCAAUGCAUGUGGAUGACAAAGAAAAAAAUGAUGGAUCGUAUGUCAAUGUUAAUAGAGAAAAGAUGAAGAGCAAUUCAGAUUCAUCCCAUUCACAAGUAAAUGAUGAAGCACUUCAUCGAGGAGAUGAAAGAAGUGGAAGAGUCCACCCAACAGUUGACGUGGCAGAAAUUAUCAGGCGUUGGACACAUGCUUUACAGCGUAUUCAUAAACAGUCGCUUCAUAUGGCAAAAGCUAAUGAGGGAGAGGGUCCAGAAAUUUUAAGAAGUGCACAUGAUGGCAGUUCAAGUGGUCAUGCUGAGUCUUUAGCUGCAACUCUUGCUGAACAUCAGCAACACUUGGUUAGCUUUCAGGUUCUCAUUAAUCAACUGAAGGAAGUUGCUCCGGCAAUACAAAAGUCAAUAUCAGAAUGUACAGAUAAAGUAGAUAGCAUUUCCUCUAGUCUGCCUCCAAUGACCAAACAUCCUGGUCGCUCAACCUCACCUAUUCAAGCACAGAGCAGUGGAAGGACAUUGGAAAGCAACACUGAUGAUGUGGCUGAGGUGACUUCAAAAUUGUCUACCUUUCAGCUUGAAAAGGUGUCAGCUAGCCCUACUUUAAAGCUCCCACAGUUGUUUACCUUGACUCCUAACUCUUCUGGGAAAGGUGCAAGUAUGAAUAAGCGCCCUGCUUCAGCUGCUCAAACAACUCAAAUAGAGAGCUUUUCUGAAAGGAAAUCUGUGGAGCAGCCUAUAUCAAAUAAUCACAUAGAUAAUCUACCACAAGAUAGUGAUAAUUAUUUUGUCCAGAAUCUAAAGAGAUCUGUCAGAGAAGCUGCUCUGUCACGGAACUCCUUAAAUUCCGAAUCAUCACGAGGCAGCCAUUCUGAUGAAAGCUCUGAGCAUUUCUUUUUACCUCUUUCCUCAUCUGGGUUUUCUCGUCAAAGCCAAGAAUCUAAAGGGGUUUCCUUGAGGAGUAAAAGGUUUGCAUCUCAGACAGAGGCUUCCUUGCUUGAAAAUCGUGCUUCUGAUGGUCAUAUGGAGAGCAAAUACUCUGAAUUAUCUCAAGUUUUGAACGGUUUAGAUUCACUUGAUGAUUAUGACCAAGUAAAUGGGUUUCUUUCGGCUACGGGUUCAAACUGUGCUGCUUCGGACACACAAAGAUCAUUUUAUGACUUCGAGGAAGCUCAGGAGCAGGUUUUCUCGCCUCCUUUGCUAAUGGACUCAUCACUGUUAGCGGAUUAUGAGGACUUGCUUGCGCCGCUUUCAGAAACUGAUACAGCAUUAAUGGAGCACUGA